AGAUCUAUCUUAUAAGUCUAUGGGUUGGCAGCAUUGAAUUUGAAAAAGAGUCGGUAUACUCGACACGAGUUUUGUUGGUUAGUUUUGAUGUGUUUUUGGUUAAACUCGAUUGAAUAGAAUAUUUGGUAGAAAGAGAGAAAGAAAAGAGAAAAUAUUUUGAUUGAAUUGUUCGAACAGUAAAUAACGAAUUAUAAUUUUUGGACAUUUAUUGCGAAAAUGACAUAGCACGCUAAGAAGAACUUUAUUUGACAUUUUUUAUGAUAUCUGAGUUCGACACUCUCUGAAAAUGGUGAAGAAUUUCGUGAUUCCCUUGGUAAAGGACGAGCUAUUGACGUCUCAUGCUGGACAGUAUUUUGUCGAAGAAAUUACUCCUCUACGGACGGUACCACAAGCUCUCGAUGCUACGCGAUCAGAAUUACAAGCAAACGGUGCGCAUUUUAUUCUGAAUCAUUUUGACACAUUUUUCUCUGUUAUUAUUCACGGCAGUAAAGUGGAGGUUGACAUCUGGCUGCGUUCCUUCAAUAGAAUUAACAAGGCUGUGGAGAUACUCGUAGAUGACUUGGAAAAAAUAUUUGACUAUGGCAAGGAUAUUACAGAGGAAGAAGACAGGCAAACGUAUUUAUGCAUUAACAAUAUGUUGGCAUAUUUAUUCUCAUGCUUUAUCUGUCACAUAGAAGAUCAUAUAAAGAAUGCAAACGAGAGUAAUAUUGGAAAACGUAAGAAAGCCACAAAGUCGGAUAUCGAAGAAGAGUGGGAGCAAUCCAGGCAGAAAGCUUUGGAACUUCUGUAUCGAUGGCUGCAGGUCCCAUUGUACAAAAUUUGGAGACCACCAAUUGUCGAUAAUUCAUUUGUCAUGAUUUUAGCGCAGAUAUGUUACAAGAUAUUAGAACAGAGCAAGGAUGCUAAGCAAAAGCACACAAGACAAACUAUAUUUGAGAUUCUGGGAACUUUGAUAAAAAAAUAUAAUCAUGGAAUAACUUGCGUUGUGAGGAUUAUUCAGUUGGUGAAGUUAUACGACGCACUGGCGAUACCCAUAGCGGCUGGCGUGGUACAUAUGGUCACCGACUGUGGCUGCAACGGUUUGAUAAGGGAGGUGAUGAAUGAGAUCGGACAAAGCGAAAUUAGCGAGGCGGACAGCCGCAACACAUCCACGUUUCUCGAGAAUAUCGCGAUUUCGCAGCCCAAUCUCAUAAUUCCUAUUCUCGAUGAUAUCACAGAUUACCUGUCAAAUGAGUUUUACACAAUGAGGAACUGUGUGAUUGGAGUCUUGGGUGCUGUGGUGCAAAAGGCACUGACCGGCGAAGAUCUUACGGAUGAACAGAAGGAGCAACGCGAUGAAUGUCUGGACAAUUUGGAAGAGCACAUCUUGGAUUGCAAUGCUUAUGUGAGAUCGAAAGUGCUUCAUAUCUGGCAACGCUUGUGCUGCGAAGGCGCUGUGCCACUAGCGAGACACGGAAAGCUUUUAGCCUGCGCCGCGUUACGUUUAGAAGAUAAGAGCGCGAAUGUCCGCAAGCAGGCUCUUCAAUUGCUGCGCACCCUGUUGCAAAGUAAUCCUUUCGCCGGCAAGUUGAAUUGCGUUGAACUCUCUGAUUCGUUGGAAAAGGAGAUGGCAAAACUGCAAGAAUUACAAGCUCACAUCGUGAGUGCUAGUGGACGUGGUCACGAGCAGAGAUUCGAGUUUUGGACUGAUUUAGAACCAGAUAUAAAGGCAGCAAUAAAAAAGAUCGUGGAAAAUGAAGCGGAAUGCGUGAAUAAUGUAGAACAAGAAGAGAACACCGAUCCAAAUCACGUGUUCGAGAACGUGAGACAGUUAUUAUUAAACCGAAAAGUCACUGAAGCAGUGACGUACCUGUGGCAGACGUGUACGAAAUUGGAGGAAGCUCCUGAAAUGGAAAAUCUUUCCGCUGCAGCGAAGGAGGAAUGUUUAUUUACCUUCUUAAUCAAGAUUUUCAUGGAGUCAGAGAAUAAAUCGGCAGAUGACGAAGACGAAAAUGCGAACAACGCGGAAAAAUCGGAACGAGACAACAAGAUGAAAGAGGAAUUAAGAUUGCGAAAGCGCGUUAUAAAUUACUUAAAAAAUUGUCUGGAGUUUGCGACCGAGUUGGAGAAGGCGAUACCGAUGGCGGAAAAAUUGCUGUUUUCUACUUCCGCUGGAGACGCCGUUGAAUCGUGCACGUUUUUAGGGACUGCUUUCCAAUUCGGAGUAACUGGAGCGGCCCACUCUAUGCGCGAGGCUCUAUUCCAAGUGUUCCACCGCGAUCAGUCUGUGCGCAAUAACGUGGCCGAGGUGUACAAAGAGAUCUACCUUGAUAAUACGAAUAACAACAAACGAUCGAGCCGUCAAAUAGCCGUUGCUCGUGCGAAUCGUCUGAUCGAAUUGCUGAAGGAGUUGAAGCCUGGACAGAGCCCGGCUUUGACUCUGCUGAUUGUGACGUGGUAUGAGAACGGAGAGUUAAACAGCGAAUUGCUACAGGUAUUAUGGGAAAAGUUCUCCAUGAAAUAUCCGGACACGUCGCCAAUAGAUAGCAGAGCCGCGCUAAUGAUAAUAACGAUGAUAGCUCAGGCGAAGUCUAACAUAGCAACUGACAAUCUGGACGUGUUAAUAAAGAUUGGAUUAGGUCCGCGCGCGAAGGACGAUCUUCUUUUAGCGCGGGAUACUUGCAGAAUGUUGCUAAAGAUAAAACAGAAUAGCAAGGAUGUCGAAAAACCGGCUUUAAGGUAUCCCAACGAUCACGAUAUGUUCAACGAGAUCCUGACAUUAUUAAUAGAUUUUUUUACUAGCGAGGAGGAGAACGCUUACAUCUCUUUCGCGACGGAUGCGCUUAAUGCUAUAUAUCAUUUAGCGAAUCAACCGGACAAGUUGAUAAAGAAACUGUUAUUGAUCAUCACCGAGAAGGGUCAGUUUAUGAGUGAAGAAGCGAAUCAAGUACCGGAAGUGUCGAGCACUGUACUCUCCAAAUUGCUUUACAUAAUCGGACACGUUGCCAUCCUACAAUUGGUUCACCUAGACGUGUCCAUUUAUAAGGAACUGAAACGCAGAAACACGCUACGAGAGAUGCAGGGUAAGAAAAAGAAACGAACGCCGAAGGGCGCGUUUUCGACGCCAGACAGUAGAGCUAGAGCGAACGCGUCGACCUCGAGCACACGGCGAGCCUCGACGAGCUCUCGAAGUAAAGAAAUCUCGAUGAUCAGUGAAGAUAACGGAGAAGAAGCCUUGGAGGGCGCAAUGGACGACGCCGAUGCGGAGUUGGUGAGCGGCGCACUCGAAAACGAAAUCGUUACCGGGAACGGCCUGCUCGCGAAAUUUAUUCCGCUGAUAUUGGAUGUAUGCCAAUAUCCCGACAAGUAUAACAACGAGAACGUGCAAGCUGCAGGUUCGCUCGCGCUUAGCAAAAUGAUGACGAUCAGCUCCGAAUUUUGCGGACAAUCUCUGCAACUCUUGAUCACCAUAUUGGAGCGAUCGCGAUAUCCUGGGAUCCGAUCGAAUAUGCUGGUCGGAUUAAGCGAUCUUGCCACAAGGUUCCCCAAUCAAGUGGAACCGUGGUCGAAACACAUCUAUGGCAGACUUCGAGAUGAGGAUGUGAACGUGCGUAGGACAUGUGUUCGUAUGUUGUCGAAUCUGAUAAUGAGGGAAAUGAUACGCGUGAAGGGACAGGUUUCGGAAUUAGCUCUUUGCGUUAUCGAUGAGGAUGAACAGAUACGCCGGGAGACGAAGGAAUUCUUCGCUCAACUCGCUCAAAAAGGCAACGCUUUGUACAAUAUAGUGCCUGAUAUAUUAUCACGCCUAGCGGAUCCUCAGUUAAAUCUCGAGGAGAAACAUUUCCAGGAAACCAUUAGGUAUAUUCUCGGCCUGAUGCAGAAGGAGAAGCAAAUCGAUACCAUAAUUGAUAAGAUUUGCGCCAGAUUUAAGUUAGCCGGAGCAGAGAGGCAGUGGCGUGAUCUUUCCUACUGCCUUUCGCUCUUGCAAUUCAGCGGAAAAAGCAUACGACGUCUCAUCGAAAGUUUACCGCUAUUGAAGGAAAAGAUUCAUUAUAAGCCGGUAUUAAUGGCCUUGCAAAGUAUAAUCGAGCAAACGAAGAAGAAGGCGGAGGCGAAGGCCGCUUGUAUGGAAUUGGAAGAGAAAAUACAGGAACUUGUGGAGGCCAAAGAAGAUACCGAGAUGACUGAUAGAGAUUUGAUGCCACCACCGUCUGUCGUGCCGAAGAACAAGAGAAAUGUUCGUCGAAGCAGACGCAAGAGCACGAGCGAUGAAGACGAAGACAGCUCCGAUGAUUCUGAGGAAGAUGUAGACAAUGCAUCCAUUGUAAAAUCAAAAAAUAGUAAAGAAAAACUAAUCAAUAAUAAAAAGAUUUCUCCGGCAAAAUCAUCGGAGAAUGAGGGUAAUAUCGAUGUCGAUAAAGACUCAGUUACUUCGAAGUCUAAACACGGCAAAAGAAGAGAACGUGCAAAGGAAGAUGCAAAGGCAGUACACAGUAAUAUCAAUGCGUCACCGUCUGCAAAACGAAAUAAACUCAAUAAAUCAUCGCAGGAAACUACAAGAAGAAGUUCAGCUCGAUUACGUAAAUAAUUUAUUGUAAAAUUAAAAUAUAAAAUAUAAAAUUUUUUGGAUAAAUAUAACUUUUAAAAAAUAUUUA
Wasmannia auropunctata (little fire ant) is the source of this 4634-nucleotide messenger RNA. RefSeq names its product condensin complex subunit 1 (gene Cap-D2). Gene Ontology annotation, biological process: mitotic chromosome condensation; mitotic cell cycle; meiotic chromosome condensation. Gene Ontology annotation, molecular function: histone binding. The record is from RefSeq and is a predicted model, not a curated record. The transcript has 20 exons. NCBI's taxonomy places the organism in Eukaryota, Metazoa, Arthropoda, Insecta, Hymenoptera, Formicidae. Bases 287 to 4567 code for a protein of 1426 amino acids. Gene Ontology annotation, cellular component: nucleus; condensed chromosome, centromeric region.